This is a messenger RNA of Trichoderma harzianum CBS 226.95, 533 nucleotides long. RefSeq lists its product as hypothetical. NCBI's taxonomy places the organism in Eukaryota, Fungi, Ascomycota, Sordariomycetes, Hypocreales, Hypocreaceae. The record is from RefSeq and is a predicted model, not a curated record. The transcript is spliced from 2 exons. The coding region runs from base 1 to 504 and encodes 167 amino acids.
AUGUGGAGAGGGGAUAAAUGGAAUCGAGCUGCAAAAACAGGCGAUCUUAAAAGGACGAAGAAGAAGGAAAGGAACAGACUGAGCCCGAUGAAAGGGGCGAUCGGCACAGGUUGCAGGUACAUGCGGGCAGGUGCUGGAAAGGGCAAGGAAGUGCGGGAAAGUGCAGCGCUGCAAGUACCCGGUACCACCUGCAGGUCGCACGGAAGUGCUGUUAGUGGCUGGUGGCGGUACCUAGGGCGCUGGGCAGCGGAGCACAGGCGUGCCAGGUACUGCAUACGAGGCGGCCACAGUGGAGCAGCCGCUAAGCUACGGGGGGCCAGUCCUGCCAGUCAGGCCCUGGCCAGCUGCAAAGAGCCAGGAACAGGUACAUGUACUAGUCGCGGUGGCUGCAGGACGGCACGCAUGGCGCACAUGGAGGUACCGAAUACCAGCGCAGGCUUCCGUGCUAAGCGUGUACCGAUACGCACACUUGUCGCAGCCGGUGACAUUUUGGCUGUACAGUGACAUCUGUCGUCAGGAGUGCUAAGAAAAGC